AAAUAAGAAGGCAGCAGUUUUCAGCUGUACAAGUACAUGAAUAAUAAUGGCUCUGCAAUUAUUUCUUGACAGGGAUUGAACGUUCGUAUGUGGUGGAUCGGAGGAGAGAGAAACAACCUAGAGAGAGAAACAAGCUGAUGAAAUUAUUCAUAAAUAUAAUAGUUUCUUGAUAUCACUUCACUUGUUGCUUUCUUAUGUUUUCUGUCUGAUAUGCCAAUGCAAACUUGGUAGAUCUUUUUUUUUUUCAGACAGUGAAAGGAGAAUUAUUAUUAUUAAUUUUUAUUUUUAUUUAUUAUUAUUAUUAUUAUUAUGGGGAAGACUGGAAAAUGGAUAAGAAACUUCUUGAUCGGUAAGAAAGAUAAAGAGAAGGAGAAAGAGGGUAAUUACCAGAAAACCGCCGCCGCCAACAAUGGCUACGACCACCACCACCACCACCGGCCGACGACGCCCAUAUCCAUCCCGCAGCAGCCCACCACCCCCAAGGAGAAGCGGCGCUGGAGCUUCCGUCGUUCCUCCGCCGCCGCGCCGCCGUCGGACGCCAUCCCGGUGGAGAGCGACACCAAGAAGCACGCGAUGGCGGUCGCAGUAGCCACCGCCGCCGCCGCUGACGCGGCGGUGGCGGCGGCCAAGGCUGCCGCCGCCGUCAUCCACCUGACCUCCGCCUCCGGCAGGUCCAGCAGCGCGUUCGAGGAUGCUGCGGCCACCAUGAUCCAGUCUGUUUUCCGUGGAUAUCUGGCAAGGAAAGCGCUGAAUGCAUUAAAAGGAUUAGUGAAACUGCAAGCAUUAGUGAGAGGGCAUCUGGUGAGAAAACAAGCUACAGCUACCCUGCGGUGCAUGCAAGCUUUGGUGACAGUCCAAUCAAGAGCACGUGCGCAGAGAUUACGAAUGGCUGAAGAAAUUAAAUCAAUUGAUCAAAGGCAAUUUCAUCACAGAAAAUCUACUCAGGAAAAUCGGUUUAGAAACUCUAAUCAAAACGAAUACGACAGAGGCCUCGAAGAGAACAUCAAGAUAGUCGAAAUGGAUCUAGGCGACUACAACAAGCCCGUAACAAGAGCCCGUAGCAGCUACUCGAACCACCGCUCCUCAACCAAUUACCAAGAAAACCACCACCACCACCACCAAAUAAUCUCGCCGUCGCAAUCGGCAGCAUCGCUCGCGGCGGAAACGAGCCCGCGAGCGUGCAGCAACCACUUCGACGACCGCUCGUUCGGCACGCCGCAGAGCAGCCCGCAGUGCCGGUCGAGCACUAUAAUGUCGAAGACGCCACCGACAAUCCCGUAUCCUAAUAAUUACCCGAAAUCGGACUACGCGGAGUCGCUAUACAGCGAGUUCCCGUUCUACCCGAGCUACAUGGCGAACACGGAGUCUUCUAGGGCUAAGGCCCGGUCCCACAGUGCGCCGAAGCAGAGGCCCGUCGAGACUUUCGAGAGGCAGCCGAGUAGUAGCGGUAGGAGGAGGCCUUCUUUGGAAGGCCGGAAUGUACCGAGAGCGGUUAGGAUGCAACGGUCGUCGUCGCAAGUGGGGCCCGCCUCGCAGAAUUAUCAGUACCCGUGGUCGGUUGUUAAGCUUGACAGGUCAGCAGCUUCACUCAAGGAUAGUGAGUGUGGAUCAACCAGCACCAUGCUUACUAACACUAAUUACUGCAGAUCACUUGUGGGCUUUGAUGUGCAAGGAGCUAGGUACUAAUUUAUCUUGAUACCCCAAGAAAUGGAAAUAAUCUUUGUGAAUUCUAAAAGGUGAUUUGAAGUUUGUAAUAAUAAUAAUAAUAAUUAUUAUUAUAUUUAUAAUUAUAAUUUUUUGUUUUUUUGUAAGUUGAUUUGAUCUUUGUGUGGGAGAGUACUGAGUAGUGUUUGAUGAUCUUGAAAUGUAGUUUCGUUUGACCAAUCUUUGUGUAUGAUGUAUUGUUUUGUGACUCGUUUGGCUUCCACAUUAAUUUGUACUUGUGUUUUUUUGUUAAUAUAUGUCGAUUUAAAAGAAAUUUGUGUGUUUCUUUUUA
Molecule: messenger RNA, 1996 nt
Organism: Erythranthe guttata (spotted monkey flower)
Lineage: Eukaryota; Viridiplantae; Streptophyta; Magnoliopsida; Lamiales; Phrymaceae
Gene: IQD19
Product: IQ-domain 19
Molecular function (GO): protein binding
Source: RefSeq, a predicted model, not a curated record